CUGCGGGGUUGGGGCUGGCGCAGCUCUAGUUCCUUUCCUCCUCUGCCGCCUGCGCUGCCUCCGCCGCCUCCGCCCGCCUUCGCCUGCCUCCGCCUCAGUCUCCCACGCCUCCGAACAGGCCGCGGUUACCGGUUUGCGAUUCCCGGGCUUAAACUCUACAGCUCCAGUGUCCCGGUGUCGGUGCUCCUGCGAGAUGACGCUCAAGUCGAGCUAAGGCGAGGGUGGGAAUAGCAUGCGCACCGCGCUCUCGGACCUCUACCUGGAACACUUGCUACAGAAGCGCAACCGACCUGAGGCUGCAUUGAAUCAGUUGAAUGUUGCCACUGAGGACAUGUACACCAAUGGGUCUACUGUUCCAGGUAGCCCUGCCCAUUCUAAAGGGCAAGAGGCAAGGAAAGUACGUCUCAUACAGUUUGAGAAGAUCACAGAGGAGCCCAUGGGAAUUACUUUGAAGCUGAAUGAAAAACAGUCAUGUACUGUGGCCAGAAUUCUCCAUGGUGGCAUGAUUCAUAGACAAGGCUCUCUUCACGUGGGGGAUGAGAUCCUAGAAAUCAAUGGCACAAAUGUGACUAAUCACUCAGUAGACCAGCUGCAGAAGGCAAUGAAGGAAACCAAAGGAAUGAUCUCAUUAAAAGUAAUUCCUAAUCAGCAGAGUCGUCUUCCUGCACUACAGAUGUUCAUGAGAGCACAGUUCGACUAUGAUCCCAAAAAGGACAAUCUUAUCCCUUGUAAGGAGGCAGGACUGAAGUUUAUUACUGGAGACAUUAUCCAGAUUAUCAACAAAGAUGACAGCAACUGGUGGCAGGGGCGGGUGGAAGGCUCUUCCAAGGAGUCUGCAGGAUUGAUCCCUUCUCCUGAGCUGCAGGAAUGGAGAGUGGCAAGUGUGGCUCAAUCUGCUCCAAAUGAAGCUCCAAGCUGCAGUCCCUUUGGGAAGAAGAAGAAGUAUAAAGACAAGUAUCUGGCUAAGCACAGUUCAAUUUUUGACCAGUUGGAUGUUGUUUCCUAUGAGGAAGUUGUCCGACUCCCUGAAUUCAAGAGGAAGACCCUGGUGCUGAUCGGAGCCAGUGGGGUAGGUUGCAGCCAUAUUAAGAAUGCUCUGCUCAGCCAGAAUCCAGAGAAGUUUGUAUACCCUGUCCCAUAUACAACACGGCCACCAAGGAAGAAUGAAGAAGAAGGAAAGGAAUAUCACUUCAUCUCAACAGAGGAAAUGACAAGGAACAUCUCUGCCAACGAGUUCUUGGAGUUUGGCAGCUAUCAGGGCAACAUGUUUGGCACUAAAUUCGAAACAGUGCACCAGAUUCAUAAGCAGGACAAGAUUGCCAUCCUUGACAUUGAGCCCCAGACCCUGAAGAUUGUUCGGACAGCUGAGCUUUCACCUUUCAUUGUGUUCAUCGAACCUACUGAUCAGGGCACUCAGACUGAAGCCCUGCAGCAGCUGCAGAAGGACUCUGAGGCCAUCCGUAGUCAAUAUUCUCACUACUUUGACCUCUCUUUGAAUAAUGGUGUUGAUGAAACUCUUAAGAAAUUGCAAGAAGCCUUUGACCAGGCUUGCAGUUCUCCACAGUGGGUACCUGUCUCCUGGGUUUACUAA
This is a messenger RNA of Microtus oregoni (creeping vole), 1591 nucleotides long. Its product is annotated as 55 kDa erythrocyte membrane protein-like. Lineage: Eukaryota; Metazoa; Chordata; Mammalia; Rodentia; Cricetidae. The transcript is spliced from 12 exons. Gene Ontology annotation, molecular function: signaling receptor binding. The record is from RefSeq and is a predicted model, not a curated record. Gene Ontology annotation, cellular component: plasma membrane; cell-cell junction.